ACAAAGCAAAAGUCCCCAUCUGAGGUGGGACUUGCAGUCACCAAGGCAGGGCUGUGAGGCAUGCAGUCAUCAGCAGGAGACAAAGUCAGUCUCAGAGCCGUGAUCAUUCAGGGUGAUUUUUUUUUUUUCUAGGGUUUAGGACAAUUUUUUUCUUCCCUCCCAGCCAAUAAAAAGCGCUCACAGAGGCACAUCUUCCCCUGCAGGAAGCAGGGCAGUCACUGCCUGCGUUGGCAGGCUCCGCUUCUGAAGCGGUGGAGAUGGCAGCAAACUUGACCCGCAGCUUCGUCGUGCUUUGCUGGUUAGCGCUCUGGGGCCUCACCUGCACUUGUGAUGCUACGUAUACACCACCACCUCAUUCAACCAUUAAUCCUGGCUUCCCGGUCCCAGUGAACACCAACAAUCCUGGCGUUCGCAAGGCAGCUCGCUUUGGGGUUUACCAAUACAACAACAGUUCCAACGACCUCUUUCUGUUUAAAGAAUGGCAAAUAAACAAAGCUAUGCUGCAGAUCGUCAGAGGUCUGAAAUACAUGCUCCAUGUGGAAAUUGGCCGCACAGUGUGUGAGAAGAGGGGGCACUCCAACCUGGACAACUGUCACUUCCAGAGCAAGAAAAAACUGCAGCAGAUGCUGAAAUGCUAUUUUGAGGUCUGGAUGAUUCCUUGGUUGCAUAAAGCAGAUGUCCCUGUUGCUCUCUGUCACUGACCCACCUUUCGUCACAAGAGCAUGAUUUGCAGAGGAUUUACCACCCAUGAGUUUUUCCUUGUCUGGACUUCAAGGUCAAAACUGAAGUGGGGAACAGCUGUACAGAAUCACCACAAAGCCUUUCUCUCAAAGGUUGUUGGUUUCUCCUCCCACCUCUAAGGUAGAUGCUCAAGAUCUGAGUGACAAAGAAAGACUUGCCUUGACUGAAUGUAUUGCUAUCCAAUCAUGUAUCUCUUUUUCUAAAACUAAACAGCAGAUGAGAA
Molecule: messenger RNA, 964 nt
Organism: Numida meleagris (helmeted guineafowl)
Lineage: Eukaryota; Metazoa; Chordata; Aves; Galliformes; Numididae
Gene: CST7
Product: cystatin F
Exons: 4
Coding region: 258-701 (147 amino acids)
Biological process (GO): immune response; negative regulation of microglial cell activation; positive regulation of myelination
Cellular component (GO): late endosome; lysosome; endoplasmic reticulum
Molecular function (GO): cysteine-type endopeptidase inhibitor activity
Source: RefSeq, a predicted model, not a curated record